AUGCAGUACGUCCCUUUCGCCUCCGACAUUGAGAUUGCCUUCUACGCUUCUUUGGCCUCGCACAAAAUCAACCAUGACAAACUCGACGACUCGGCCCGGAAAGUGCUGGGCCUCUACGAGAUUCGCCCCGCCGACUCCAAAGAGCACUCAUGUCGAAUGCAGGUCCACGCCAACGCUCUAACAAGCGAUGAAGUCCCGCCAGGCUACUAUCGCGGCGAAGGCAUGAUCAAGAACGUCAACACGAUCGAAGAGUAUCGCAACAUCGACAAACCUCAAAUGAUCCAGAAGGCCGGGAAGACGAUCUGGGACGCUAUCAACGAUGGAACUAUCUACUCGUGCCCAUCGCUACUCGCCUCGUUCCUCAUCCUGUCAUUCGCUGACCUCAAAAAGUACAAAUUCAAUUACUGGUUCGCCUUCCCGGCGCUGGUCAUGGACCCGCCAUGGACUCCUGUCGAACACCAAGGCGCUGUCCCCCAACCAAAAGGCAGUUUUCCGUACACGAAGCUAAACCCCCUUGAGAGCAGCAGUCUGGUCGAUGCCGUCACGGAUUGGCGAUUUGGGGUCGACUCCCGCCAGUUUGGCUUCUUCCUUGCAAAGAGGGACCGUGGCUACGAGCCGUCAAGUCUCGAGAAUGACGAAUUCGGGCCUACUACUCCUCAGUCACCCGAGACACCCAGCACGAGACUCGGAUGUCGAUGGCAGAUUGCAUCGCUAUCGAGUUUCGAGUCUGGAUUCUUCAACAACACCACCCCCGAAGACCAGUACGUUUGCUUCGCAGACCCUUCGAACUACACUGAACCAGGUCCUGUCGCGCCGGGGUGGAUGCUCCGCAAUCUUCUCGUUCUAGUCCGUCAGCGCUGGAAGUUGUCAAAAGUCCAGAUCCUAUGCUACCGCGAAAUCCCCUCGCGACCAGACGCGGCCCGCAGCGUUGUUUUCACCAUGGAAAUUUCCAAACAGGCAAAGUCGACGGCACAGUCUGAAUCUGCCGAGUCCGUCAUGCCGAAAGUAGUGGGUUGGGAACGCAACGCGUCCAACAAACUCACGGGCCGCAUGGCAGAUUUGACCGAGUACAUGGACCCCAAGAAACUGGCCGACUCGAGCGUCGACCUGAACCUGAAACUCAUGAAAUGGCGCAUCAGCCCCAAUCUCAACCUUGACAAGAUCAAGGAAACGAAAUGCCUCCUGCUCGGCGCGGGGACGCUGGGAAGCUACGUAUCCCGGAACCUGAUGGGCUGGGGCGUGCGCAAAAUCACCUUUGUCGACAACGGCAGCGUGUCCUUUUCGAACCCGGUGCGCCAGCCACUCUUCAAUUUUGAGGACUGUCUCGAGGGCGGCAAGAAGAAGGCCCUCAGCGCAGCGGAAGCGUUGCAGAAAAUAUACCCCGGCGUCGAGAGCAAAGGGUACGUGCUGUCUGUUCCGAUGGCCGGACACCCGACGACGGACCCGGCAAAGUCCAAGGCGGACUUUGAGCAACUGAAGCAGCUCAUCGACGAGCACGACGUCAUCUUUCUCCUCAUGGACACUCGUGAGUCGCGCUGGCUACCCACCGUCAUGGGCAAGGCGAGCGGGAAGAUCGUCAUGAACGCCGCGCUGGGCUUUGACACGUACGUGGUCAUGAGACAUGGCGUCGUCGCAUCAUCAUCACCCACCACCACAGGUACCGGCAACGGCGGCGGGACCGCAGAUCGAGAAGCCUUGGGUUGCUACUUCUGCAACGACGUCGUCGCCCCCGCCGACUCGAUGAAAGACCAGACCCUCGACCAACAGUGCACCGUCACGCGGCCGGGCAUUGCGGCCAUCGCGUCGGCGCUGCUCGUCGAGCUUCUCGUCUCGGUCCUGCAGCACCCCGACGGCGCCGCGGCGCCGGCGUCCCUCUCGGCCUCGGAGGACCGGGGGACGCACCCCCUCGGUCUGGUGCCGCAUCAGAUCCGCGGGUUCCUGUCGACGUUCACGAGCAUGAACAUCGCAGGUCGCGCGUACGACUGCUGCAGUGCGUGCUCGCCGAAGAUCCUCGACGCGUACGCCGCGGACGGGUGGGACUUUGUGCUCAAGGCGCUGAACGAGAAGGACUACGUCGAGGAGUUGAGCGGCUUGAAAGAGGUCCAGAGGGCCGCCGAGGCCGCCGCGGCCGACAUGGAGUUUAGCAGCGAAGACGAGAUUGCAGGUGACGAUGACGAGGGUGAAUUGAUAUGA
Exophiala spinifera is the source of this 2193-nucleotide messenger RNA. Its product is annotated as E1-like protein-activating enzyme Gsa7p/Apg7p. The transcript has a single exon. Gene Ontology annotation, biological process: C-terminal protein lipidation; cellular response to nitrogen starvation; protein modification by small protein conjugation. The coding region runs from base 1 to 2193 and encodes 730 amino acids. Gene Ontology annotation, cellular component: cytoplasm; phagophore assembly site. Lineage: Eukaryota; Fungi; Ascomycota; Eurotiomycetes; Chaetothyriales; Herpotrichiellaceae. The record is from RefSeq and is a predicted model, not a curated record. Gene Ontology annotation, molecular function: Atg8 activating enzyme activity; Atg12 activating enzyme activity.